This is a messenger RNA of Aureobasidium vineae, 318 nucleotides long. NCBI's taxonomy places the organism in Eukaryota, Fungi, Ascomycota, Dothideomycetes, Dothideales, Saccotheciaceae. The record is from the annotation of a GenBank genome assembly.
AUGUCUCUCCAACUAACACAAUUGCAACACACAGCCGAAGCACGCGCAAGCAUCCUGUCGCAAAUCCUCGAACCCGAUGCCGCAGACCGUCUAGGCCGCAUCCGCCUGGUCAAGGCAUCGCGCGCUGAAGACGUCGAAAACAGACUCAUCAUGCUGGCUCGUAGCGGUCAGCUCAGACAAAAGCUCUCGGAAGCUCAACUCAAGGACAUCCUGGGCGCCAUGUCCGAGCAGCAAGAAAAGAAGGAGACUGUUAAGGUGUCGAGGAGAAAGGGAGGCUGGGACGACGACGACCUCGAGGAUCUCUUGAACGACGAUUGA